AUGUCUGCUGAACAAAAGGUCGUACCAACUUCCGCCUCCCAAAACUUGUUGAACGACAAGUGGGACGUCGUCUUAUCCAACACUCUCAUCAAGACCGGGUUAGGUUUCGGUGGUGGUGUUUUGGCCUCCAUCUUGUUUUUCAAGAGAAGAGCCUUUCCUGUCUGGUUAGGUGUUGGAUUCGGUUUAGGUAGAGGUUACUCCGAGGGUGAUGCCAUUUUCAGAUCCACCCAUGGCUUGAGAAACGUCAAGGCUUAA
Messenger RNA from Suhomyces tanzawaensis NRRL Y-17324, 255 nucleotides. RefSeq lists its product as uncharacterized. Bases 1 to 255 code for a protein of 84 amino acids. Gene Ontology annotation, cellular component: mitochondrion; mitochondrial inner membrane; MICOS complex. NCBI's taxonomy places the organism in Eukaryota, Fungi, Ascomycota, Pichiomycetes, Serinales, Debaryomycetaceae. The transcript has a single exon. The record is from RefSeq and is a predicted model, not a curated record.